AUGAAAACAGGAAUGGCUACUCUGAUUAUGGCUUCUUCAGUCAUUGAAAAAGAAAGACAAAAGUUAGUUAAAAUUCUGCAGGAGGAUCCUGAUUCUAUGUUAGAUACGUUAACUUCUCGGAACCUAAUUUCUGAAGAGGAAUAUGAGAUCUUGGAGACUAUCACAGACCCACUGAAAAAAAGUAGGAAGAUGUUAAUUCUGAUACAGAAAAAAGGAGAGAGAAGUUGUCAACAAUUCCUGGAGUAUUUACAUAGUACUUUUCCGGACUCAGAAACCAAUUGGUGGUCUGCUCUUGAAUUUAUUAAACAAGAAAAAGAACAUGAGAAAGCAGAAGCUCCUCUAUUCGUGGAAGAGAACAAGAAUUCAGAAAUUACUCUGCUCACGGAAAAGAAAGAGUUCAAAAAUACUGAUGCUCUUAUGUCUAUAGAAGAGAGCCAAGAUCUAAAAAUUAAUAGGCCUGCAGGGAACAAAGGAGCUAAUAAUUCACCAGUCACUGGGACCUCCAUGGAGGAGGAAGAGGAAGGAGAUGAACUGGAAGACACAGAGGAUGGAGACUCCUAUGAAAAUCCAGAAGCUAUUGUGUACUUAGGGGAAGAAUGGGAAGAUGAGAGUCCAGAUACUGAUUUAUACUUAGAAAAAGAGGAUUAUUUAGAACGUGAGGCAUAUUUUGAACAUUCAGGAUCAUCAGAGGAAGAGGAAGUCUAUGUGGAUCUGGAAAACACUGAGUACUAUGGGGAAAAUGACAUGAUUGAGUACUUGGAUAGUGAACAGAGCUUUGAAAAUUUAGAGGCUGAAGAGUAUCUGGAGUUGGAUGAAGCAGAUUUGGAAGAGAGAAGAAAAACAUUCAGAGAAAUCCUGUCAUAUUUGGAAAUGGACAGGAAUAAGAAGCUUCUACCAAGUUUUGUUCAUCAGUUCCGCUUGGACCAUGGAUGGCAUUGGAUCCCUCAGACGUCAGCAGACUUAGCCUGGAAUUUCCUACUAAAAAUUCAGUCCUUAGAUUUGACUGCCAGAGAUACAAUCCUUGGCCAAAGGAAUGCAGAUGAGGAUGGCAAAGAGGAGUUGAUCAUUAAGGUAGAAAAUAUGGCUCUUAGAGACAAAGAUACCAUUAAUCCAUUGGAUGUUCUCUGUGCCAUCAUGCUUUGUUCAGACAUCUCCUUGCAGCAGGAGGUCUUGGGGAACAUGUUUAAGUGCCACUUUGCUCUUCCUUUGCUGCUACCAGAUGCAGAGAACAAUAAGUGCAUUUUGAUGAUGGGGGCCAUGAAGAAAAUUGUACUAAAGGACUUAGUACAUUCCCUAGGAGAUGCUGCUGAGCUUGGUGUAAAGUCCUUAGUGUUUAUGAAAAUGCCCCUUAUCUCUUUUGUUCGACUGGGGUGCUGUGAUUCAUCUAAAUCCAGGAUCCUUAAUGCAAUGCUCAGCCUUCCCCAAGAGCAGCCUUCUAACAUCUUUCUCUAUCGAGACUCCCAUACCUCAUUACUUCCUCGGCAAAUUUCUGAUGGUUUGGUAGAGAUUACUUGGUGUUUCCCCAACAGUGGCACUGGUAAGGAAAAUCCUGACUUUUUCCAAGAGCCUGUGGCUGUGGCCAAUCUUAGGGGAGAUCUGGAGUGCUUCUGGAUGCAGUUUGGCUUUUUAAUGGAAGUCUCUUCUGCUGUGUUCAUUUUUACUGACUGUCCAGGUGAAAGGGAAUGGGACCUCCUGGCAUUUCUAGGAGAAUCUGCUAAGGAAAGAUGCUACUUCAUUCUCAGUCCCCAGUCUAGGGAAAGUGAGGAAGCCCAAUUAUUCCAGAGAGUUCUGAAACUAAAGCCAUCACAACUGCUGCUUCUAGAGGAGAGUGAAAUGGGGGAUAGAGGAAAGGAUGUAGAGGGCCUCCGAAUAGCCCUGAAAGAGGUGAUGUCCUCUCCUCUCAGACAUGUGUCAGUAGAAGAUAUGGCAUCCUUGGCCAGAGAGUUGGGAAUCCAAGUUGAUCAGGACUGUGAGAAAAUCCAAGGUGUCCAAGGUACCCUUAGUGAAGCCAUACCUGAAGCAGGUGAGGUUGAAGUACCCCAGAGCCAUACCCUUUUCACAGAUCUAUCAGGAAGCCAGUGUGAAAUGCCUACAGAAGAGAGUGGGAUUUUUAGCAGAGUCCACUGCCCACCUCAUACUUUCCAUCAUCCUACAUCAUUUAGCUCUGACCCAUGGGGCUGGUGGAGACACCCACAGACCAUAAUUAAGGGUAAUCCUUACCGGCCCCCUCUGAGACCUCACAGGACCACAAAUCCUAAUGUGAGGGCAGGGUUUAGUCCCAGAUGGUUUGGCUCUAUGGCCUUUCACAAUAGAAGCACCAAUAUACGAGGCAGAAGUCCUGGCAGAGGGGCUUUUCAACCCCAGAGAAUUCAUCAAGCUGCAGCAUUAGUAAAAUCUUCUAGAUCUCCCCAAGUAUAUCAUUUGGCAAGACCACCCAAACCAGUUUCUCAAACCGUACAGGCCCCAUGCCAGGGAUCUCAGUCAAAAAUUUUAAGAGCCCGCAUAUUCGCUUCUCAGGCAGGUCAUUUGCAAACCAUAAAACCACAAGCGGCAGGAACAUCUAUUCAAUCUAUGAAUCAAGUUUUUAAUUUAAUAGAUUCCAGGAACUCAGGAUUCCAACUUAUAGGAAUGACCAAGAAACCCAUCAGAGAAGUAUCAAAGUCAAGACAGGAUCAGAUUGAAGAACAGUCUACAGAAACAUUUAGGAGGCCAGACUCCCAAUCACGGGGAGCAAAAUUAAAAAGAACAUUUGGGACCCAGAAAUCUCAGCAAUCAGGAGUAACAGGGCAGACAACGAAAUCAUCCUGUCAGAUAGGAAGCUUCAUGCCCCAGCAACCUCAAACAGCCAGAGCAACUGGGAGGCCCAUAAGACCUGCCUGUCAUCCAGGAGCAAGUAAACAGCAUCAGGGCCAGAUCUCAAAACCUGCUUCUCAAACAAGACAGUCAAACAAUUAUAGUAGUAAACCCCCACCCAAGUCUCAGUUCAAGCCUCCUCACAAUAAGCCAUCCUAUUCCACAGGAGGAGCCAAGAGGAGAGGAACAUAAUUCAAUACUUCUUAGUCUAGUGAGUCUAAUAACUGAGGCAGGUAAGCAGUGCAUUGGAUUGAGUGCUGGACCUAGAGUCAGGAAAACCUGAAUUAAAAUCUGUUUCAGAUAUUUACUUACUGCGAGAACUGGGAUUUAACCUCUGCCUCAGUUUUCUCAGUUGUAAAAUGGAAAUAAUACUAGAAGUUACAUUCCAGGAUUAUUUUGGGAGUAUAAAUUGUGAUACUAUUUGUAAAGGUCUUUAUAAACCUUAAAAUACCAUAUGAAUGCUAGAUAUUGUUAUUGUUGAUUAUAAACUAAGUCUCCUUAAUUCUUACUCUGUAUCUCAUAUAACCAUUCACUUGCCAGAUUGAUGUGCCACUUGAUCUUUUUGAUUAUUUCUCCAUUGCUAGAGAUCCUUAAAUAGCUAACUCUUGCCCAAGGAAUAAAUUAAAAUUCCCAAGACUCUCUAUAAUUUGGCUCUAAUUUAUUUUUUGGACUAUGAGGAUAAGGGGCUUGGAUUUAAGGAGCCCAUUUUUUUUAUUUUCUCCAGGAUAAAGGCAGUCCUGGCAUUAGGGUACUUGCAACCUUAUAGUAUCAGGAUAGAGUAGAUUUUUAGGCUCAGAUUAUUAAUAGGAAAGAUCCCACAGGGUAUGGAAACAAAGGCAUUUUUCUAAUAUUCCAGGAUUCUUUUCCAUUCCAUAAAUAUUUCUUAAAUGACUGCUAUCUUUAUAUUCCUGUGUUAGGAAUUAGGGACAUUAGUUCUAUAUAUUAGUACAGUACCUGAUAUGUUAAUAAAUACUUAUUGUUUUUUUUAAAUAUGAAAUAUACAUAUAUAUUUGUAAUAAGUUUAUUUUUAAUACACAUUGCUUUAUGAAUCAUGUUGGGUGGGUAAAAUCAGAAUGAAAGGGAAAAACCAAAGGAGGGAUUUAAAAAAAACUUUAGAAAAAAGAAGUGAAUAUAGCAUGAGUUGAUUUACAUUCAGUCUCCUUAGUCUUUUUCUGGAUGCAGAUGGCAUUUUCUGUCUAAGAUUGAUGGAUUUUUAAUCUAAUUGAUUGUGAAAGGAAGGAAAAAUAUAUGAUAAUAGCUUGAAGGAAUGUUUGAGUUAAAAGAAGGUCUUUUAAGGUUGAAAGAGAUCUAAGGUAUGUUUACUGCUAGUGUAGAAGAAACCAGAAGAUAAAAGAUUGAUGAUUAAAGAGAACAGGGAUGAGAUUAUGAGCCUAAGUAGAAGGGUUAUCUAGGUAAGAAGGGCUAUUUCAUCUCCAGAGAACGGGGAAAAGGAUGAAAGAAUAAGAAACAAUGGGGGUGUGAUAGGGUAUAGAAAAAGUUCACGUUAAAUAAACUUAAUUUUCUCAGUGAAAUAGGAGAUGAGGUCCUUUGCUGAGAAUGCAGUGGUAGAAUAAGAGAAUAUUAUUUUAGGUCAUCAUACUUGAUAGAAAGUCAGUGAGGAGGAAUGUGACAUGUUGGUGAAGUGUGGGGAAAAAGCAGGACUGGGAAAACAACAUCUCCAAUGAUUAUAAUACUAAAUGGAAACACAGUAGAAAAACUGAAACCAAGUACUGUGUAAUUACAAUAAGCAAACUUUACCUGGAAGAAAAGAUGAAAAAAAAAUGUACUUGCCCUUUCUUUGCUGAAGUGGGGGCACUAUGGGAAAAUGGGGGAAUGGAAACAUGAAACAUAAAACAUGAAAAAAUAUAGUUAGGAGGAAUGAAGAUAAAAAUUUUUUAAAUUUAAUAUUUUAAUAUUGGGUAAAUUAUAUCAAUAAUCAAUGUUUGCAUAUAAAUUCCCAUCUCUAUAUCAUUAGAGGACAAGAUAUAAUCAAUGCAUAACUGGAAAAACUUAAGGAAAUAAAUAUAUCUUGUACCCAAAAUUUCAUCAGUGUGGUAUUGCCUAAAUCAAAUUGUUUUCAGUUUUCUAAUUCUUUAUGAUUUUUCAUGGCAUUUAAUAUUUCUGUUAAAGACUUUCCUUUAAUUGUUUUAUAUUUCUAGGGGUUAACAAUAUACUACUUAAUGUAUAAUUGUUCAUCAGUUAUUUCAUUAUGACUAUAUGAUUAACUUUACUAAUUUUCUACUUUUUUUUCCAUGUAAUUUCUUAACUGUCUAUUUUUUCAUAAGCAGUUCUACUUGGUUUUGAUUCCAUGGAGUAUCAUACUCCCCAUACAGGGUACCCUCUGAUAGUUCCCUUAUCUCUCGUCAGCUUUCUUUUGUGUGUUAUCUUCUCUCGUGAGAUUUCAAACUCUGAAAGGCAGGGAUUGUCUUUUUUUCCUUUUUUCUAUAUCCAGUUCUUAGUAUUAUAUCUGGCACAUAGUAGGUGCUUAGUAUAUAUUAUUGAAUUGAAUCCUUGGUAAGUUCUUGCAGUCUACCUUUACCCACUGGUGUUAUUCCACAGUCUCUUCUAUUUGUAAUUUAAAAGAUUGUUUUAAUUUUGUGUUUGUAAUUUUAAAAGGUUGUUUCAUCUAAAUUUUGGGUAGGAUUAUCUGGAGCUAUAAUUCCAUUUCUAUGACUUUCUCUGUUUCUGCUCAGGGAGGUUAAGUAUUUAAAUUGUCUAGAUCCAUCUGAUCAGUCAUACUAUCGAUAUAAAUGAUGAUGGAUAUGGCUUUGGGGAAAUUUGGGAAAACUUGUAUGAACUGAUACAGAAUGGAGUUAAAAAACAACUGGGCGAUCAAUUUAUAUAAUGAAAACAAUAUUAUAAAAUUAAACAGCUUUGAAAGCCCUCUCUUCAAGGUAUUCUUUAAAGCCCUAUUAGAAGUCUUUUUAUAUUGCCAUUUCUACCUGUUUAACUCUGCGUCUACUCAAUAAGUUACUGUUUUCUACUAUCCAACCAUUUUUGGAUUAGUCUGUAUUUACACUAGGAAGAAUAAAGAAUAAAAUAACCUUUGAAGCCAA
Molecule: messenger RNA, 5909 nt
Organism: Antechinus flavipes (yellow-footed antechinus)
Lineage: Eukaryota; Metazoa; Chordata; Mammalia; Dasyuromorphia; Dasyuridae
Gene: CARD6
Product: caspase recruitment domain family member 6
Biological process (GO): regulation of apoptotic process
Source: RefSeq, a predicted model, not a curated record